This is a messenger RNA of Postia placenta MAD-698-R-SB12, 3315 nucleotides long. RefSeq lists its product as hypothetical. The record is from RefSeq and is a predicted model, not a curated record. Gene Ontology annotation, cellular component: Smc5-Smc6 complex. Lineage: Eukaryota; Fungi; Basidiomycota; Agaricomycetes; Polyporales; Adustoporiaceae. The coding region runs from base 1 to 3315 and encodes 1104 amino acids. The transcript has 23 exons. Gene Ontology annotation, biological process: double-strand break repair via homologous recombination. Gene Ontology annotation, molecular function: ATP hydrolysis activity; ATP binding.
AUGGCCCGCAGGGUCAAGUCUAUUGCUAGUGAUGACUCGCAGAAGGAGAACUCCAGUGCGCGUAGGGUAAACUCGGAGAAGGCAAAGGGGAAGAUGCCUGCCACAAGAGGCCUCGGGCGCCGGCGCGCCACUGAGGAAGAAGAGCUGCAGGAGGAAGAGAUCGCGCAAGAGGAUGAUGAUGCGGAGGGCGAGGCGGUGGAGGGGGGAUUUGAGGUGGAUGAUAAAGAAGAGGACGAAGAGGACGAGCAGGAAGACGGCGCGUCUCCCAAGGGCAGAAAACGCGUCCGCGUUAACGAAGAGGGCGAUUCGCGUCCCGCGGCCUUCACGCCGGAGAGCAAGCCGCGUAUUCAAGCUUUACCUCGCGAUGCCGACGGCUUCAUCCCCGGCUCCAUUGUCCGCAUACAGCUCAAGAAUUUUGUGACAUAUGACUACGUCGAGUUCCGUCCAGGUCCAUACCUGAAUAUGAUCUUUGGGCCUAACGGCACUGGCAAGAGCACGAUCGCCUGUGCUAUUUGUUUGGGACUGGACUUCCCGCCCAGCAUCGGAACAGACAACGGUCAUAUUGAGAUCGAGCUGAAGAGUCCGAAAGGGAAGCCCAACUUGGUCAUCAAGCGAACCCUAAGUGCAAAGUCUAAGAGCUCGAACUUCACCUUGAACGGACAGUCUGCGACAGGUCGCGAAAUCAAUGCCCGCAUGGCUGAGCUCGGCGUCCAAGUCAGCAACCUCUGUACCUUCCUGCCUCAGGACAAGGUCUCAGAAUUUGCCCAGAUGAGCUCUCAGCAGCUGCUCCGCGAAACGCAGCGCGCGGCAGGCAACGCAAGUAUGACUUCAUGGCAUGAUACGCUUAUCAGCUCGGGAAAGGAUCUGAAGCAAAUGCAGGAAAAACUGAACAGCGAUCGCGACCAACUUAAAACGAUGCAAGAGCGCAAUGCCAAUCUCGAACGCGAUGUCCGACGUUACGAAGAACGUCGUGAGCUAGAGAAACAGAUUGAGUUGCUGGAACUCGUAUUCCCAUUCAGACAGUACAUAGAGGCGAAGGACCGGUAUUCUGAAACCAAAACAAGACAGCGUAAUCUGCACGAGCGUGUCCUCAGGCUGCAGGCAAAGAAUGCUCCCAUCAAUGAGCGUAAAAAGGCGCUUGAGCGCGAGCUACGCGACCUCGAUGAACGACGCAAUCAGAAGAAGGACGGGAUUCGCAGGAAAUUCGACAAGAUUCAGAGAAAGAACAGCGAAAUUGAGAAGUUGGAAGCCAAGUCGGAAAAUGCGAAAACCGAGCUCGAAAAUUCGAAGAAGGCUGAAAAGGAACGGGUCAAAAAGAUUUCCACUUCCGAGAAAACCAUCUCGCAAAUCCGGGAACAAUUAGACAAUCCUCCCAAAGUCGAAGAUCUAGAUGUGAUCAAUGAUGACAUGCUUGGGCUGAGAAAUCGUAUGGAAGAGCUUCAGAGCAAACAGAGGCGACAUGUAGAGCAAGAGUCUAGGAAUAGAGCAAUCGUUGAUCAAAACACGCGCGGGCUACAGCAGUUAGACGAUGCAUCGCACCGGAAGCUGGACGCUCUAACGAACUGGGAUCAUGACUGCGGUGCUGCAGUGAAAUGGUUGCGAGAUAACCGGCAUCGAUUCAAGAUGGAGAUCUUUGAACCUCCCAUGAUUUGUGUGACCGUCCCAGAUAGGCGUUUCGUGAACGCUGUGGAGGCAUGUUUCGGCGCAAGUCAACUGAAGACCUUCGUGGCACAAUGUGAAGAAGACUAUCAGUUGCUCAACCGACUGCUAGUAGAUACACCGGACGCUGUCGGUCGCAGACUGCGACUUCACACCUGGUAUCGGAGGAAGGACGAAAGCCAACUGGCACCUCCACCGAUGUCGAUGCAAGAGAUGCACGAGCUCGGAUUUGAUGGUUAUGCGAUUGACUACGUUAGCUGUCCGGAGGGUUUGAAGUGGUUCUUGACGACCAACAUGAACCUUCAUCGGAUCGCUAUCGCACUGCAACCCAAUGUCGAUCCUAAGCGGGCUAUGGAAAUGGUCUCGCGAAUCGGACCCAGAGGCGAAGGUGGUGGUUCCAGCUACAUUAUAGGCAACGUCUUCAACACCGUCACGAGAUCGCGAUAUGGAAAGCGUCUACCGCAAAACUCGACACGAGAGGUUCGGCCUGCACGUAACCUUGUUUCUAUCGUAGUGGACGAGUCUCAAAAGCGACGAUUUGAGCAAGCCAUCAACGAAGCAAGGCAACAGCUCUCGUUGUGUGAGCAAGAGGCCCAAGAGCUCAGUACGGAGGAAGCCACUAUCAAACAUGAGACAAAAGAACUCAAGGCCCAGCAUGACGCGGUCCGGCGUCGCAAGGAGACCGUCAUGGAGGUUACGCGAAGACUGACAAACCUCGGGUUGAGACUCGAGCGCGAGACUGAGGAGCUCGCAAAACUGCUUUCUGCGCCCCCUGUUGAUGUUCAGCGCGAAGAGCACAAGAAAACUCUUCUUGCUACUGCACGAACACGAGCAGAGCUUGCCAAGGAAUGCCUUAACACAAUCCAGAGUGUCUUUGCAGAUCAGAUGGAGGCUACUCGCCUGUCGCUGCGGCACUGCCAGGUGUCCGCGAACAAGGCUGCGCUCGAAAAUCUCGUCAGCGCGCGGGAAGAAAUCUAUCAGAGAGCUCUCAAGGAGUUCAGCGACGCUCAUAAGCUAUAUGAGGUUGCCAAGCAAGAUUCCAGAGCAAAGCUUGACAUUAGCAAGGCCAAGUUGGCUUCCGUAGACGACGAGACGCGCGCUCGUUUCAGAGAUAUGGAAGAGAGUGGCGAAGCGAAUGCGAGGUCUGCGGUCGAGAUCCACACAGAACUUGAGGCCAAACGCGCGCAACUUGAGAUGAACCUGCAGACCAACUCAGGCGUGGUCGACCAGUACAGGAGACGCCAAGCUGAGAUUGACCUGCUCUCGAAUACAAUUGAUGAGCGAGAGAAGAGGGCAGAACGCGUGGAGCGAACCAUCAAGAACGCUCGAGACAACUGGCAACCGGCGCUCGAGGGGCUCGUGGAUAGUAUCGGCCAGAAGUUCUCAGCUGCAUUCGACCGUCGGUGUUAUAACAUUUUUGAAAGUCUCGGCUGUGCCGGCGAGGUCAGAAUUCGUCCGCACGAGGAUUACGACAAAUGGGCCAUUGAUAUCUUGGUCAAAUUCCGUGAUCACGAGAAGUUGCAGCUUCUGACAGGAGAGCGACAAUCAGGAGGGGAACGCUCUCUCACGACCAUACUUUAUCUCAUGAGCCUAACGGAGGAGGCGCGCGCUCCGUUCUCGCUCGUAGAUGAGAUCAAUCAAGUACGCGUAUCAUGA